UCGGACGGCGGCCGGCCGAGGCCGAUCGCGGGGACGCCGCCGCCGUUGCCGCGCGACGGAGCGCUGCCCGGGUCGGAGCGGAGCAUGGGGCGGCCGCGGUGCCUGUGCGAGAUCUGCACCUGCGGGCGCCAUCGCUGCCCUCAUAGGCCCACAAGGAUUUAUGAUAACGGACAACGGCUGUGCCUCACAACAGAAUAUGUGGAAAAAUACCCCAAGUAUAGCAACAUCUCUCCUGCCCGGAGCCUGAAGCCAAAAGAAGAGUACCAAGCACAUCGUGGGAAAAUGGAAGGAAUUACAACAUUUAAAUCUGAUUAUUUACCAUAUGAUAUUGUGAAACGACCGUUUCGGGUACAAGAAGAAUAUAAACCAAAGACUGGAGAGCUAGAACUUGGAACCACAUACAAGAAAGAUUAUUAUGCUCAUGAAAUACAACCGGUGACAUUAAUAAGACCUUUAGAGAGAAAACACACUACAGGAGGAAAAUUGGAUACCAUACCGACCUAUCAAGAUGACUAUAGGUCAUGGGAAGUUCAAAGAAGGGAACCUGUUAAAGUGGAUCAUGUCUACCACCCACCUACAGAGAAAUUUGGAAAUCCUACUACUUUUCAAGAUGACUUUGUUCCUAGAGAACUGAAUCCUAGACAAAGUUUCAAACCUCUCUGUGUCCCCAAACUUUCAGAUGUGCCUUUUGAUAGCACUACGAGUCAUCGCAUUUCCUAUGUUGCUCAUCAUCUGGAACCGAAGUUUGUAAAAUCAAAAGAAGAGUACAAGCCAAGCAGCCAACCCUUUGAAGAUCUCACAACUCACCGGAAUGAUUUUAAAGGGCUACCUGGGCCACUUGCAAGAAGCUGCAAGCCUGAAAAUGCAAAAGUCCAAUCUAGUGAUCAUUUUAGUGGGGUUACUGAAUUCCAGGAUCGUUUUCAGCCCUGGCUGGUCUCCUUGCCUGAGGCACGCAAAUCAAGAGAGUACAUUCCUCCCCUGGGUAACAUGGACUUUAACUCCACUAGCCGCCUUCAUUAUGUUAAACAUGAGAUUUCUCCUGCUGUCCCUAUAAGGCCAAUUUCUAAUGCAAGAAGAACCAGCGCCCCUUUCCAAGGGAAUACUACUAUGAAGGAAGACUUUAAAGCUUGGGCCAGCUCCCGGCAAGAAAUUAUUAAGAAACAACAGGAAAUUCCAAAACCCACAGGAAAAUUCUAUGAUUUAACUACAUUCAAAUCUCAUUACAUACCACAUCACAUCGUUCCAGCCCAAAGUUUCAAACCUGUGCAUGUCGUUCUUCCUAAUUCGGCUCAUUUUCAGGAUGAAACUAUGUAUCGCACAGAAUAUACUCCAAAGAAACAGGAGAUCUGCCCAGCAAAUUACACAUCUCCUCCAGGUUAUAUCUAUGUAAACACAGAUUCUCAUGGUCAUAAGUUCUUCCGCCAGCUCACUCCAGAAUUUUCUGAGUUAAAUAGCAAUCAUGUUCCAAAGGAAGUAGCUGUUGUGUCAUAAUACUUAAUCGCAAGCAUCCUGGUGAAAUACCUGGAACACUACCAGUUGUUUUUUGUUUUUUUUUUUCUUCUAAUUACAUCAAAGCAACCUAUAUAAUGCAAAUUUUGAUUUAAAAAGCAUUUAGACUGAUAGCUGAAGGAAAAUCAAGUCAAACCAAAAGAAUAUCAAAAUACUUCUGGAGAUUUGCCUGUUUUUGUAGGAGUAAUCUUACAUGGAAUCAAGUCUUUCUUGAUUGUGCAUUCCAGGUUCCUUGACUUCCCAGAUCUCAUUCCAUUCCCUCUCAAACCUACUUUCCCAUUUUUUCAUGAUUUUUUGCAGGUCAAAUCAUUGCAGUUGCAUUUUUUAAAUAGUAGUUUGCUUUUCAGAAUAAUCAAAUAAAAUGUUGAAUAAUAACAUGCAUAUCCCAGUUCUUCAUCUCAUCAAUACUUAGAGUGAUAAGAUCUUUAUUUUUCUUUAUAGUUUGUUGGCCAAGUUAUGUUGGGCAUUUCUAGGUAUUCCUUUAAAAUGGGUUUAGUUUUAUCAUGAUUUCUUCUCCUGCAUCCAAUUCUGAAUCUAAAGGUCCCACAGUAAUUUCUGAGAGUGAUUAACAAGAACUAACCUUGCUCUUUCUGUACAUAUACUUGAAAUCACUGACUCAAAGCAGGCCAUCAGACUCCUCCUGAUUUUCCAGAUACACUUUGACACACCGUCUCCUUCUCACAUCAGUCAUUUUUUAAGCUGUUGUGCAAACUGAAUUUCUCAACAAGAUUUCACAGAUGAUUGUUAUUCAACUUAAAAAUGCAAACAGUGAGAAAGAAAAGCAAACAAGUCUCAAAAAGUUAAUGCCCAUCCACAGCAAUUUUGGAUUCUGCUGAUAUCUAAAGCUGAACAGCCUUUUAUCAUUGCCAAAGUUCAUUGCAGAGGCAGUCUGAAGAGAAAAAGGGCAGAAAAAAAGUGUAUGUGGAGUUAAAAAAUAGUGCAAACCCAGUUAAAAAAAGAAGCGUGCAUUGAGAUGCACAACUGUGAGCCUGGUUUCACACAGUUUACUCUUAAAAAGUGACUUGCAACAAAUACAAAUAAAAACAACUUUAAAAUCAGACGUGAAUUUAUUAUGCUUCUAUAUGAAACAUUUAACUUGAUCCCCAUGUAUCUUUACCUGUUUUUAGUUAAUCCAACAAUCAGUGUCCGUAUAGGAAAAAUCAUUUGGCUUUCUGAAUAUCUAGAUGCUAAUAUAUUCUAAAGCACAUCAGCCAUCAGUGGGCGAAGACUGAUGAUGAGAAGAUAUUGAAAGCAGGAACUGGAUCUUACGUACGGAGGAAACCUGAACUGAGUGUGUUAAAGCAUCGGUUAUUGUUAGGUAAUUUGCAGUGUGUGUUUGCAAUAUGAUUUACUCUGUUUAUGAAAUGACAAUUCAAUUAAACUUUUCUUGAAGACUAUUCAUUUCCCCAGCUGGCAAAGACAUACUUUGGAUGGGGGAUGAGUAACGAGCAGCGAAACAGGGAUGCCUGAGAAGAAGGACAGAACAAUGAUCAGUUUGUUUUCAUUCUUCUGUACCACAGAAGAAAACAACCUAUAGAUACUCCUCUUCAUGAAACUUCACUCAUUCUCUGUAUAUCCACAGCUAAAGUCAAAACAUUCCAUAGUUACACCUAUCCGACAGCUUAUCUUAUACAUAAUUAAUAACACAUAUAUACCUUAUACAUACCUCACGUGACAUUUACUGAAACCCCUACCAUCCUCCCAGUCCUCUUUUCUAGGAAAGAAAAAAGAAUCCCUGAGAAACGCAUCCUGAACCCACAUGUUACGCAUGCCUGCAUGUUCUACUGGCAGUGGCUCUUCCUCAGGGUCUGUAAGCAAGCCCCAGGUGCAUUGUGUAACUUUCACAGCUGGUUUUGCAGAACCCAAGUAAUUUAUUCUUUUUCUCCUUAAUUUGUGGGAAGUCAUUUGCUGCCACCUACCAGCAUGUCACAGAGAAAUUUUGAGAGCAAAUGGAGCGCACACUUAGGUACAUUUAAGAGCUCCUGUACAGACGUGUAUGAUAACUUCUUUUGGUUGAAGGGGAUAUAUUCUAGUUUUACCCUUGAAUUUUUCCCCCCUAAAUUUCAAAGUAUGAGAAAGUAUGCUUAUUACAUU
Molecule: messenger RNA, 3603 nt
Organism: Phasianus colchicus (ring-necked pheasant)
Lineage: Eukaryota; Metazoa; Chordata; Aves; Galliformes; Phasianidae
Gene: SAXO2
Product: stabilizer of axonemal microtubules 2
Cellular component (GO): cytoskeleton; ciliary basal body; sperm flagellum
Molecular function (GO): microtubule binding
Source: RefSeq, a predicted model, not a curated record